GCCUGUGGUCAAGGCUCAUAUCGUUCAGUUUCGCUCCCACACCAACGGCACAACAUCAUUUUUACUUCAUAAAAUAGAUUUACUGGUAGUAAGUAAGAUACCAAAAGUUCGGAAAUUGACACCUAGCCCAUUUUGUGUAAUCGGUGUUGAAAGCCGGUACUAUUUUUCAGUGAGGCGCAGUGAUAUCUAGUGGGGAGUGGCGCGGUUUUGGUCACAUGGACCAAUCAGGUAGCAGCUUUAUUCUAACAACAUACCUGCUAUGGCGACGACAACAUCCGAGAGUGAAGAGGAACGAAAGACCUCAAAAGUUAGAAAAAAAGUGCGUAAAGAGGAAAAUAAAAGAUGCUAUAUGCAUCUUUCAUCUGUGAACAAUGAGGACGUCCAGCACUUCACUCGGACACGGUGGGACACAUACAGAAACUAUUUAAAACAGUGGCUUUGUCUGCAAGACCAGAACAAGCAUCUGGCAGAAAUCUAUAAACAUUGCUCGGAUGUAGAUUUUGACGCUAUUCCUGACGACGCUGGGUUUCACGCAACAUGCUACCGACGUUUUACAGAUAAAUCUGCAUUGUUUUAUGCCGAGAAAAGGACCGCACGGGCGGUGGGAGAACCAUCUGCAGCCGCAGGUUUGCCCGUUGCUUCUGCCGGCCCCGUCCUGCCAGCCAUCUGUAUAAUUUGUCAAAAAGUGGAAAAGUACACUCGUGUGGGAGGAAAACGCCAGAGGGAUCAACUCACACAAGCAGAAACCGUGUCGGCAGGCCAGUUGCUGAAGGCAGCUGAGAUUAAGAAAGAUGCUGCCAUUCUUCUGCACAUCAACGACAAAGACUGUGUUGCUAUAGAGGUCCGGUACCAUAGGACCUGUUACAGACAGUACACCAGGUUCUUGUCACUGUCUACAGCAACGCACACUGCAACCAGAGAUGAACAAAUACAACCCUUUGCUGACAGCUACAACCUCUUCUGUGACCAAGUGAUCCGUCAAAGGAUUAUAAUUGACAAAGAGGUGCUGAGAAUGGACAAGCUAAGGAAGUUGUUCGUGGACACCGUUAAGAAGCACGAAGAUCUUGAUGCUUCAGGCUACAGGAGGGAUAAACUGAAAAGAAGGUUGGUCCGUGAUUUCCCCCAGCUGGUUUUCCACUGCCCUCCCCAGCGCAACGUCUCUGAAAUGGUUUUUGUUGAGACAUUAUCGUUAGCAGACAGGGUACCUCUGCCAUCAGGCACAUCACCAUCAACUACCGAGUCAACUGAGGUGAGCCAAGCUGAAAGCCAAGCUGAAAGUGACAGUGAACACACGGCUAGUACAACAGCUGGUCAGAAUACCACGGAGAACACAAGGACACUUUACAGUGCAGGGCUGAUAUUGAAGCGCCUUCUAAGUGACUCUCCCGGUAUGAAAUGCCCGUGGCCUCCCACAGCAGAGGAUUUAAAUGUAUCUGAAGCUAAAUCUGUUGUGCCUGUUGAACUGUGUUUGUUCUGCACUCAUUGGCAUCCAUACCUUCACAGGUUGUGA
Entelurus aequoreus (snake pipefish) is the source of this 1510-nucleotide messenger RNA. RefSeq lists its product as uncharacterized. The record is from RefSeq and is a predicted model, not a curated record. The transcript is spliced from 5 exons. Bases 260 to 1510 code for a protein of 416 amino acids. Lineage: Eukaryota; Metazoa; Chordata; Actinopteri; Syngnathiformes; Syngnathidae.